This is a messenger RNA of Blastocystis hominis, 1192 nucleotides long. RefSeq lists its product as hypothetical. The coding region runs from base 943 to 1146 and encodes 67 amino acids. Lineage: Eukaryota; Bigyra; Opalinata; Blastocystidae. The transcript is spliced from 2 exons. The record is from RefSeq and is a predicted model, not a curated record.
ACUUCUCGAGGUCGGUGAAGUGGAAGUUGGGUUUAGUUGAUGGUUGUGACUAUUGAGUAUAGUAGUUGUGAAUGGUAGAUUGGUAGUGUGUAUAGCAGCUGCUGUGUUGAUAGUUGCAUGGUUGAAGUCAACUUGAACCUUGUGAGUCUUCGUGACUUGGCUUCUAGUUAUUCUAUGAAUGCACUGACUUUAGCUAGUUGAUUGUAGGUUGGUUUGAAGGUUGGAAUGUGAGUAGGUAAGUAAGUAAGUAGGUAGGUAAGUAAGUAGGUAGGUAGGUAAGUAAGUAGGUAGGUAGGUAAGUAAGUAGGUAGGUAGGUAAGUAAGUAAGUAAAGUUGAAUGAAGUGAAGUGAAGUUAGGUUGAAUGAAGUGAAGUUAAAUGAAGUGAAGUGAAGUUGAGUGAAGGUCAGUUGAAGUUAAUUUUGAAAGCGAAGUGAAAGUGAAGCUUGAAGUUGAGUUGGAAGUAGUGAUUGUAGUUAAUAGGUUAAAUUUGGUACUGGUGUUCGUAGUAUGAAGUUUAUCUUGUUAAGUAUAAUAAUGAGUUGUGUAUUAGUUCUUGGGACUUGUCCUAGGAAGUGAUAUGCAGUUGUUGUUAUGGUUGACAGGUUAAGGUUUGUGCUGUGGACAUGAGUAGUAAGUUUGAUGUAUUGAUUUCAAUGAUUACUUGCAAUUUGAGUUGAAGCUUGAUUUUGACUUGGUUUUUGAAAUUGAGUUGAGCUGAUUUUGAUUUGACUUGACUUUGCUUGAUUUGACUUUGCUUGAUUUGAUUUGACUUGAUUUGAUUUCUUUCUUCUUUCGUUAUUUCUUCUUUGCUUAUUUGCUUAUUUGCUUGCUUGCUUAUUUACUUAUUUGCUUAUUUGCUUGCUUAUUUAUUUGCUUAUUUGCUUGCUUGCUUAUUUACUUAUUGACUUAUUCUAACUUGAUGACUGUACCUAGAAUCAAUGAUGAUUGAUUUAGGCAAGUCACUUGAGAUUGACAUUAUUGAAAUUGAAAGUGACUUGAUUGGUAUUAUUAUUGUAGUUAGUGAUAUGAAUACAGUGGUUCUCGAAUUACUGGAAAGUCCCCUAAUAGCAUUUUUAAUAGUCAAUGAACAAAGAUCCUUUGUAGACGACUUAGCAUUUCCUAGGGGUUGUAAGUUUUCGAGUUGACUUAGUUCAACGAGAAAUUGAGACUUAUCCUGGUGAAUGGUAUUGA